This is a messenger RNA of Tyto alba (common barn owl), 12592 nucleotides long. It is a transcript of the gene VSTM2B, whose product is annotated as V-set and transmembrane domain containing 2B. Bases 731 to 1519 code for a protein of 262 amino acids. NCBI's taxonomy places the organism in Eukaryota, Metazoa, Chordata, Aves, Strigiformes, Tytonidae. The record is from RefSeq and is a predicted model, not a curated record. The transcript has 5 exons.
ACCCCAAGGGGACACCCAGGCUUGGAUCGGGACGCCAGCAAAAGCAGCCGGGUUCUUGCUCCCCCUUCAAGUGCUCCGCAGUUACUUCCAGAGCGAACCGGGGAGAGCGGGAGCCGCCCGAAAAGGCCGCGGGCGAGCCCGAGCCGCAGCGAAGCCGCCCGCGGCGGGGGCGGGGGCGGGCGCGGGCGCGCAGGCGGGGCCUCCCGCUGGGGGCGGAGCGGUGCGCGGCCGCGGAGGCGGGGGCCGGGCCCGCGGCUGCAGCUGCGGUCGGGACCGCUGGUCGCCCGGGCGGGGAGAGGCGGGCUGGGCCACGGCGGGCGCUCCCCGGGCUCGGGGAGAGGAGCCUCGUCCCCGCCGCCUCGCUGGACCUUCCUGCGGGCACCCAGAGCGCACUUGCCAGUGGGAUGGGGCUCGGAGGGCAGCGCAGCGCCGCUCCCUCGCUUGCGGGCAGCCGGAGCCCCCACUCGGCGCAGGGCAGUUGAAUCCCGCCCGCGGCGGAGCAGAGAACCGCGACGACAUUUAUUGCUUCAGUCCCAGAAACGUCGCUUCCACCUGCGAGCGCGUUAGAGCAGCCGGCUGUGGAUUUUCUAUUUGCUUUCCCGCAAAGCAAGGUCAGUCGGGGUGGCUUUGGCUUUUUGGGAAGGAGUUCCGGCCCCGCUGUGUGCGAUGGAUUGAGGCGUGCCCGGCUGCGCCCCGAGCCCGGCCCCGGCACGCAGCCCUCAUAGAUGCGAUGGAAAAUCGGGGGCUCUUCUGCACCCUCUGUUACCUGAUGUUCAACGCACCUCUGCUGUUCAUUGUCACCGCUACCUUUACUGAAGUUCCCAAAGAUGUGACUGUUAGGGAGGGAGAUGAUAUUGAGAUGCCUUGUGCUUUCCGAGCCAGCGGAUCCACCUCAUACUCCUUGGAAAUCCAGUGGUGGUACCUUAAAGAACCAGCCAGAGAACUUGCACACGAAUUAGCCAUCAGUGUCCCCGGCAGCAGGAGCAAGGUAACAAAUAAGGAUGCAACUAAAAUCAGCACGGUCCGCGUCCAGGGCAACGACAUCUCGCACCGGCUGCGGCUGUCGGGCGUGCGGCGGCAGGACGAGGGCGUCUACCAGUGCCGGGUGGCGGACUACAGCGACGACGAGACGCAGGAGCACAAGGCCCAGGCGCUGCUGCGCGUCCUCUCCCGCUUCGCGCCGCCCGACGUGCAGGCGGCCGAGGCGGUCUCGCACAUCCAGAGCGGCGCGGCCCCACGCCGCCACGGCCCCGCCGCCCGGCCCACGCCGCCUCCGGGCCCCGCCAAGCGCCCGCCGCCGCCGCCGCCCCCGGCCGAGGGGGGAGCGGCCGCCCCCGCCGCCAGCGCCGCCACCGCCUCGGCCGCCGCCGCCUCCUCGGCCUCGCCGCCGCCCGGGCAGGCCGCCAUCCUCCGCCAGCAGCACCGGUCAGGUACAGGACCUAUUUAUGCUACAGACCCACUCCUAUAUAUGUACCUGUUCAUACUGCACAAGCUUGUACAUUUAUUAGUAAACCACUGAUGGACUACUUCCUCCAUUCCUCCUCAGCCAAACAAAAAGGAACCUAUUUAAAAACAGAACAACAAAUCCCUGACAAAAAAAAAAAAAAAAAAAAAAAAGUACGUACAGUUUUAAAGAUGGACAGAAAGAGACUGAAAGAAGCAUGAUAUAUAUUCUACGUGAGGGGAAAAACAUAUUUUUGGGGAUGACACAGAAAGUAAACCACAUAGAAUAAUGCAUCUAGUUUCCAGACUCUAUGGUGUAAAGCCCUGCUCUGUGCAUGGCACUUAUGAUUUCUCUAUUUUAAUGUAAUAUUUUUUCUUUCCUAAACCUUUCCUCUGACUCUUCAUUUUGCACGAACUGUUGAGCAGUUAUCUUUAUGACAAUAUGUAAAGAUGUUGGGUCAAAGCCCUUCCUAAGAAAGGAAAUAUUUUUAGUAGAUUAUUGUGUUUAGAUUUUUUGGAUUUCCUUUUUCUUUUUUAAUUAAAUUAUUUCUUUUGGAAACAUUUUAAUUAAAAAGGUACAUCUUACCAUAAUUAAUAUUCACUGUCAAUAAUAUUUAUUUUUAAAUGAAGAUUGGAAACAAGGUAAGACAUUUGUUUAUAAACUGUAUUGUAUAUUGCUGAAUAACAGUUGAAUAAAAAGAUUUUGAAAUAAAGUUUUUAGAGAUGUGUGUGCGCCUUUCCCUGUGUCCUGAAGCUCCCUGAGAAGGCUUCAUGGCUGUGCCUGUUUCCUACCUUGUCACAGCACAGAGAUUUGAGGAAAGGUGUACCACAAACAAAAUAAAAUUGAAAUUGGUUAUUAUACACCCUCAUAUAUUUGCAAACCCCAGGGCAGAAUGUGCCGACAGCUAGUCACAAGCUCUAGCUGCAUUUUCCCGUGGUGACACCAGCUAUCUCUGGGCAGUUAAUGCAAGACCCAGCCAGAUGGACAGUGUGACUGUGGAGCAUUCAAGGUAAGUUGCUUUGGUUUUCUUCAGGCCUCUGAAAAAAGACGAAUCAACUAGUGGAAGAUAAUCAACUUAGAAUGUUGUGUUCCCCAGACCUGGUUCCAAUAUUUGGUUAAAAUAUAUUCAGAUUUUUAAAAUUACAUAAUUGUGUCAUUUGUCUUACCAAGUGAGCGUUCCUCUAAUGAAGCAGAAGGCUUUUUUCCAGUAAAUACAGCAGUUAGUUUUCAGUUUCAAAAUAUUUGGUUUUUAAGUGAGAUAAGAGGAUGACUUGGUAAAGAAACAUAACCUUCUUUAGCUGAAUUGAGUGAAGUACUUUGAAAUUUCCUAUGUCUGACUCUGAUUUGUUAUCCUUUCAUUUGCGUAGCAUUUUAGAAAGGACCUUAAUUGUGGAAACGAUAAAGCAACAGCUACAGCACCAGCAGGACUCUGUCGGCAGAAGCUGUGGAGCAAAAGCAGGACAUGACAUCGCCUCGCCUCACCUCGUACCCGAGUCCUCUUCUAGGAGGGUAGGAAGGGAUUUUCAAUUUCUCUGAUGGUCAGAAUUUGCUUUUUUCUAGGACUGCCAGUUGUUGUGAGGGAUUUGUGCCACUCACAUCUCACUAAGUGUGAGACCAAACUGACUCUGUGUUUCAUACAUGCUACUACAUUGUGGCGGUAAAAGCCCUCUUGUGCUGGGGCACUCACCACAGGGAUCCAAAGGUGAUAAAAUCUUUGUAAAAAAAUCUUCGUUCAUCCACUUCAUGCCAGCUGCAGUAUCCUGUGGAUUGGGGAAUAAUCCAUAAUCAUCCCCCAAAAAGCAGCACUGUUCUUUGGAAGGACUUGGGGGAGGUGUUUAUUGGAAGCCUGGAAGUGCAUCAGGGCGUGAGACUCUGAGGAUCACGGUCCUCGGCUUCCAUGUAACUUGAAAGGAAGAGACAGGUGGCCAAAAAAAUUUUAAUGUUGGACCAUGCCGAAUUUAAUACCAGCAUUCAUGUCUGGGAACUUGUUCAAGGACAGUUGUUCAAUGCAGAGGUAUGUGUAGAGUCUGUAAUGUCACGAGAACGCGAGUCCCUCAGAUAGUGGCUGGUCAUGAAAGUGAAACCUGCCUGGGUGUGAACUGUGGGUCCUCUGGCGAGCUCAUCAUCACUGCUGCUUUUUCUCAAGGGCAGUGAAUGUUUCUCAGUGACUUGUCUUUCUUCUAAGGGAGAGAACCAAACCAAAGUUUUCCACAAGGGGAAGAAAAGCUGCUUAACUUUAGCUAAAUAAAUAGCAGGCGCUUGAAGCAGUGGAGCAUGUCUAUCUAGGAAUAGUUAUGCUUCUAUUUCAGCUUCAGUCAUACCUCAGCAUGGUCUCUUAAUAAAACAGAUCAUCUGCUUUGCUCUGAAACUUUUGUUUCAUCGCUUACGGAGCAUGUUAUGUCUUGAAUUGCAUACUCUGUGGUUUGCAGAAAACAUGGGAGAAAUUACAUCAUCUUGCAUUUGUCCUUCCCUUUGUACUGUAGUCUUUUACCUGCACAGGGAUGUGGCAGCAACUGGCAGUUUUGCGUGCAGUGGCAGGAGUAGAAUUAUCAAGGUCUUUCAUACUUCAAUCACAUUAAAGGUGAAAAAAUAUUAAAUCCGCAACUAAAAAUAACUUUUUUUUAUCCUUUCUGAGAUCAGAAUUAAGUGUGCCACAGUAGGAAUAGCAAUUAUUAUAUUCCAGUUCACUAUAAAACCUCAGAACUACUAAACAAUAACCUGAGGAUUUGAUGAAAAAUCUCUUCUAACAAGAGCAAGAGGGAUCUUUUCUUUCCAGUGAAGACCUGCACACAUGCAGAGAUAACUCAUUCCCAACACACAGGAUAACCUCAACCAGGAAGCAGAUUGCCAAGAUAACCUGGAUCUACCUUUACUUUUGCUAUGUUUCUGCCUUCAUAAAUGUGCAGAAUGAGUCCAGCAGGUUUGGGGGCCUUAGUUUUCCAUAUUUGCGCCAGCUUUUUUGUGAAAUACACAUCCUACGUUUGGCCCCAGUUUUGCAUAGUGCAGGGGAAAUAACUGGCUAAAGAGGAGGCUGCAGCUUUCAGUACAGUAUUUAGUCUUUAAAAAGCACUUAAAGGAAUGAGAACCAUUUUGAUGGAAAAAUGUAAAGCAUUUGGAGCCUUGUUGCUUGUGAGUGUGUUAAGGACUUUUGCUAAAACAUCGCUCCUUUGAGAGUGCUCUUUCUUCUGAAAAGGGCAACUGCCUCACUUCUGCUGAUUGUAUUUACAAAGGGCAAAGUGAGGUUUUGCUGUACCCUUAAUGGACAGAGGCUAGUGGCAAAUCUUGCUCUUUCAUAAAUCUCGGCAUUCCUCGUGGUGUCUGCUGUCAGAAUCGAUUAGGAGUAAGUGCUUGGGCUGCCGGGCCGUGGGAAGGCGGCCGUGCCUCCUGCGGUGCCACACAGAGCUGGGCGGAAAGUCCCAGCGCGGGCGGCCGGGUGGGUGCUGGGGGGGGACAGCACGGGCACCCGCUCCUCCUCACAAAGGAGCAGUCGAGCUGGGAAGCAUGAGUGAUGGCUGUUAGGGGCCAGAGCUGAAUCAUCUAUAAUAUAAUCAUAAGGAAACACACAUUUUUUCCUGAGAAAAAAUCAAUAGAACUUUGCACUUUUCCUUGUAAUAUUUCCAGUCUGUGCCAUCAGCCAUAGUUUGCUCACAGUUAUACUGCUAUAAAUUCACUGUGAGUUAAUGGAUUUCUACAAAAAUGAAUGGAUUUACAACAGUGUAACAAAGCUGAUGCUAAAGCCAUGUGCAUGUAAAAAUACAUGGAACAAAAGUAGCUUUAUAGCACACAGGUGACCUUCAAGGUGGCAAGACCCAGCAAGUAAAAAGCAAAAUUACCUAGUUCCUGGUCUCCUUUUCUGGCAAAACUCCCAAUGAAAAUAAAGCGUGCAGUCCUGAAAACAUCGCGGUGCAUGGCAAGAGGGCCAGAGACCCACCGAAGGGAAGACGGGGAAGCGAGCAGCUUUGUGCUGUGAUGGAGAAUGCAAAAGACUGUCUGAACGUGUCAUUUUUCAUUUCCUGCAUAAAACAUGUGGAGCCUAGUCUCACUUAGAAUUUGUAAGUAAGUAAAUAAUGUGCUCCCAAACUUCUGUGUCAAAACUAGGUUGGUUAAUGUAUGUGCUGCCUCUGUUGCAUUUGUUACUGCACAGUAAAUUUCAUGCUUAGCCAGAGGCUGGCAAAGUUCAUUUAUUCAUUAUCCUCAAACUUUGGGCAGUUAUUAUUCAAACUCCCCUAGUACAUCUAUUUAAUAAGAAGAGAACAGAAAAUUGAUGGGAUCAAAAAUGUUAAAGUCUUAAUUAAUGCUUUUAGCAAAGACUGGUUGGAGUAGGGGGGGUUGUUGAGAGGCUUAAUUUGGAGCAAGGGAGUGUGCUGCCUGGUUUUGCUGGGAGCAGGGAGGGCUCACCCAGCCCUGCCGAGGGGGCUCAGCCCCCACAGCCCGGUGAGCUGGUGGGGACACCCCGGGGGCUCCCUGCCACCUCGUGAAGGACAAGCGCUACCAAGGUAAUACCAACCUACCCAAAGUAUUGCUGAUUAAUAGAGUGUUUAGAUGGUAAAACAGUCGCUUAUAGAAAAGAUGGGGGAUUUUUUUCCUCCUUCACCGUUUUUGGGGGUUUUGUGUCCCCUGGCAGCCUUGUAGCACCGUGGCUCACUGCGCUGCGCUGCAGGGGGCUGCCGGGAACAGGGGGGCUUCGCACUCCGGCGAGAUGCCCUGAAACAGAGCCCAGGGCUGUGUGGGACAGGUUUGGGUUUUGCUCACACAGGAGCAGUUACAGUUAUUCCACAGGAAAAUUAACAGACCCUGAAACAAAGGGAACGAGAUAAAGGCUGGAAGAAUCCCCGAGAGGCAGGAGGACGGCUGCGAGGGAUUCCUGCCCCAGCCCGUCCUGCCCCAGAGCAGCAGCAGCAGCAAAGCCCUGUGGUUUGACAGGGGGUGGGGAAGGGAAGGCUUUUUUCUUGUUGUUUUAGAUCAUGUUUCUAAAGCCCAGCAAUCACUGCUGAGUAAAGAUGAAUAUUAUUAUAAAUGGAGCCAGCAGGUGAAAAUAUAUGGUUCAGAUCUGCAUCAGUGACAAUCCAAAACAUAGCAGUGAACAAGAUGGCUUCUUUUAAGGAUCCAUGCUAAUGUCACUGCAUGGAAUGAAAUCUCCUGUUUUUCCUCUGGUGACUGCCAGCCCUUUAAUUCUAGCUGUUAUAGACAUUCCAAGCAACUCAUAGCUAUAUUAAGAGUUAAACUGAAGAGGACUGCACUGUCGAGUCCCUAGUUGUUGCUUAUGGAUUUGGUUUCCUGUUAUUGUUAAAAUGUUUCUUAAAUCUCAUAUGGAAAAUCAUCUGUAGUUUAAUACAAAUUAAAUGACCAGGAUCUUGAUAAAUAACUCAAAAAUGCUUACAGUGAGGAUUAUACUUUUCUAGUAGGACAUUUGGGGGAUUUGCUCUGGGGAAGAUGGGGAAGGGAGUGUUAAGCUAUUUUUUUUUCCAUUUCAUGACCACAUUGGUCUGAAACCUAAUUCAUCUUUGUGUUAAUACCCUUGAAAUAGGAAGCAACAGGUUAGACUUUGGGAGCAUUAUGCAGGAUGAGAAGGCAGAUGACCAUAUGAAAUGGGCUCUUAGUUUUUGAUUUUUUUCUUGUAAUUCUCCUUGAAAAUCUGAAGUCCUUGAUUUUUUUUUACCAAAGUAGAAUGGGAAUUCUUCAUUACUAAAUAUUUUUCAGGCUUGUAAGUUGCUCUGACAAUCCAGUGAAUAUCAUGACUCAGUUUGGCUUUCAGGGUGAUCUACAUAGUAUCUAAGCAGGAAUGGAUAUUUAGGCUGUCAAAGUCAGCUUUUUGGCAAAAAUUAGUAGGAUACUUAUGAUUUCCAAGUGCUGUGUUUUUUAUAAUACUUUUUAAUUUCAAAUUUUUUAAAGAGUACUUCUCUAUUCAUAAUCUAUGGCAAACAUGAGAUUUAGCUCUAAAUUCCCAUGGCAGAGCCUCUUUUUAAUCUAUAUGCUGUAAUUUACUUACUGUUCUGGACACUUGUAUUUCAGUGUUGUCAGAGUUGAUCCAAGUGACUGAUACCUGUCAGUGCAUCAUUAAUCAACUGUCUUUGCAGUUUUAAAAAUAUGUCAUCAGCCCCAGAGGGAGAGCUUCUGCAUGGUAGGAUGGGUGUGAGGAAGGUCGGUGUCAGGACUUUGACACCCCCCUCUUGGUUUGCCUCAUCCUUCCCUCCCAAGAAGAGCACCAUGGUGCAUUGCUGUGACCUGGAUAGGAGCAGCUUGGCCAGACUGAUCACUAAAUUACUGCUCAGGACACAUGCCCUCCUGUGGCAUCAGGCAGCCCUGGGCUGGGGGACAGUCUGUGCUCCCAGACACGCACUCGGAGAAUCAGACUUCUGGGGCCUCGGGAACGUCACCAGUGUGGUGGAGAGGACUCUGUUUUUUCUUUCCCUGCUUUCUGGGAUCCCCUUCAAAAGCAGAACAGCAGGGGCUGGGCUUCCAGGCUCCCAGAGUCCUGGACAGUGCAGCUCAGGAUGCCUCCUGCCCAGCAUCCCAGCACACGGCCCAUCCUCCUGUGCUCUGCUCCAGCAGGACAGCCGCUGCUCCGCCAGCUUUGAGCCAGCAAGGACAGCGGGACCACAAGGAAAAGCCACCCCUCGGUUCCUGAAGGGAUCCCCAAGUGCCUCAGGAUUUAAAAGCCUGCUUCCCCUAGUUAAACUAAUCCUGUGUCUCUGACAAGAAUUAGGAUGCUGUUGAAAUACCCCACAUUGUUGCACUGAACAUACAUUGCUCUGAGCUCAGGAAAGCGGGAAGGACCUAGUCAGCGUGCCUUGCCACGACACAGCCAGGCAGCACCUGAGCUUGGGAACAUGGAUAAAGUCUUUGGACAAAGGCAUGGUGUGCACCUCUAAAUCUGAGUCAGGCCAAGGGGUAACUGUACUGAGUAAUGGUCUAGACCAAACAAACUCUGUCAGUGAUACCUGUUAUCCCAAGGGGAAUGCAGCACUUGAGAAAGUGCACUUGAGAAGCUAAAAGCAACAAAAUCAAACGAGAUGAUGAAAAUGUAGUUUGAUUAAGGAAACAUCAGUUACUUCAUGAUCUUUACCAAAUACACUCACAUUUAGUAAUUCAUUUAUGCAAAUUUAUCGCAAGACAGUAAAAAUAUAAUUGUUCAGUGCUACAAAUACUUAUAAUAGUGUAAUCCAUUUAUAGAGUGUGUGGAUAUAAUUUCAAUUUUUACAGUAUAGUGGUAUGAAAGCCACAAAUCAGUUGAAUGCACAGCAAGCUGCUAAUUGCAAUCCUGGUUAAAAUGAACCUUGGUUUAUGGGUAAGUCACUGGUUGAGCUAAUGACUUUGUAUCCAAGCUAGCUGAGUCCCACUGAAAUCAGCAGCCAGACUCCUUAUAUAGUGAAAUCUUUCAAUAAUUAAUAACACUGGGACUUUGUUCUCCAGAGAAGUAAGCAGCGUUUGAUGACACAGGAAGACCAAAUCUGGGUACGUACCAGUGCGUUGAUCCUGUUGUGGGCUCAUUGAUGUGGCCACCUUAGAGUUUUUCGGCAGGUAGGGAGAAACGGAAGGCAGCUUGUCUCACUGCUGCUAGAACUGGAGGAGCUCAGACCCAAGCAAACAGUAGUUAGCAACACACCAGGCACCUGUCAAAAUCUGAACUGUAACAUGAUUUCAUAUCAAGACUGAGUAAAUGGAAGUAAAUCCAGCUUGCCAGUGUCAAAUGUGAGAAGUUAAACUUUUUUGCAGUAUUUUUCAAGAACAUAAAAUCUCUUUAUUAACCAACCCAAGAGUUCAUUAUUUUAAGACCAGAGAGGUCUUACUCUACUUACCCUAGACAAAAGCAUUUCACUAAAGCAAACAAUCUCAAAAGCAAAUUCAUGGAGCUUUGCUGGCUUCAGAAAGCGUUUGCCAACCUGGUCAUAAACGUGCAUGGAAAAAUCAACCAAGUUUCAGCUCAUUUCCUGGGGUAGUUAAGCCCUUGCCCUUGCAGGUUUUUGGAGCAGAGCAGCACCAGAGAAAGCACUGCUCAUGUUGAGGGCCAUGAAAAUGCCAUGUGUUCACACAGCACAUUUCCCUUCAUUCAGUGCUCAUCUGUUGCUGCUGGCAUUUACAAGGCUUGGGAAAAACAUCCAUCCAUUUGUUGUUUAGAGCUGGGAGUGCGAUUGCAAAACGGUGCGGGAAGAGGGGAGGCGGCAUGGGAAGCCACAGGGGCCAUUUACCUGGGGACACUGCAAAACUCACCUGCUGUGGGGGUCUCGGGAGCAGGAGGCAGAUGCGCUGCACAGCCUGCGCCAGGAACGUGCUCAGUUGGUUCUGCAGUCAUGCUGAAGCCAUUUAUUUUUAUUUGAGCAGCAUUUAACAUUCCCAAAACAGCCAGAUGGAGCUCAAGGCGACAGGUGAAUAAGCAGGAGCAGCAUGAUUUUCCAUGGCUCAAAGUUUCACUCUAAACAAGCUUUUCAGUGGAGAAAAAAAGGGGGUAGGGAGUGGAAGGUGUGCGUAUAUUUUUCUUCUUGAAAAUGCUGAACAGAUUAACAAAAUAAGGUGGUUUCCCAAAUAAACUCACUGAUAAUGAUUUCCGUCAUGCAUCCCUAGCUAAUUGGGGUGCGAUGAAGUGCAUAAUUCAAAUGCUAUCUAGCUUGAGGGCUUAAAAAGAAGCUUAACACUGCCUGGCAAAGCAGAGUGGAGAUAGCUGAUGUGACAUCUGCCUAUCAGUAGGCUGCAGGCUUUCAAACGAGCAGGCAACAAAGGUGCAAGAUCUGAUUGCAGCUUAAAUUUUGCCCACAGUCGUGCCUGCCUGGUUCAGCGUGGUUAUUCAGUGGCCAAUAAGGCAUUAAAUAGCCACAAUGUACAGCGUAUUUCAGGGGAAAAUAUUUUAGCAGCACAGGUGACUAUCAUGCAUGCAUUAAGAAAACCAAGACACAGCAUACCAAAUUUAGUUUAGUUACAGUAAAAUAAUUGUAAUAGAGCAGUGCUGACCCCAACUACUGAAUGGUGACACCUGGCUUUUGCUGCACAGGAGAGAUUAGGUUUUCCUGGCUUGUUUUCCUCCCUCGCUCUUUAUAUAUAUUUCAUGUAUGUAGCAUAUAUUUAGUAUUCAGAUGUUUGAGACAAACCCCUAACAUUUUAGAGAAGAGCCCUUCAAGCCUGGCAGCACAAACCAUGGUCUCACGAAAUUAGAAAUUGCAAGCAGAAAAUAGCCCCUGCUGUGCAACACCUCCACUUUGUUAUAUUGCAAUGUAUUUUCAUAUAUAUAUUUUUCACGUGCCUGAUUUGUGUGACCCUGACAGUAUGUAAAAAUGGCAGUCGACAGUUUCUUUGGGUUUGUUUUAUUAUAAUGUAAUUUGUGAGAUGCUGAAAGUCUGCAAGUUACUUGUACUUGACUGACAUUUCUCUGUGUCAAAAAAUUGCUAGGUAUACUUGACUGAGAUUAAAAUGGGUAGACUGUGUAUAGCUGUAUCCUGUUUUCAAAGUGCAGGAUUGGAAGACUUCCAUUAAAUUGUUAUUUUCAGUUACUAUUAGCUCCUAAAUCAGUUAAUAUAAUCUCUUUCCCAUAAUGAAUGCACAGCAUUGUAAACUUAAACACUGUAUUUUCUAUUGAUCUAUUUCCACAACCUGUUUAGUGAAAUAAUUAAAAUUAUUUACAAGGCUGACCCAAUACUGUAGUGCUUUAGUAAAUCAUGUUGCCAUGUGGGAGGCUCAGCUAGUUCUAAACUCACAGCUCUCAGCAGCACAAGGACCUCGGAGCAGAGCUGCAGCGAGCGCCGUGCUGCGUCUGAAGGUGCGCUCACAGCCCGCCCGUGGAAAUGCCGCCUCCGACGCUCGGGGACAACAAGGGCUCCGACUGGUUUGUUCGUUCAUCGCCUCUGCUUAAAACAGGAAAAUUUCUUGGUGCUACCAAGCCAGAUGAGAACUGGAGCUGCCAGCUGCAGAUAAAGAAUCUCCAUUGGCAACUCGAAUAUCCCUGUUUCUUACCCCCAGAACUGACUCCACGUGUCCACGUGGGCAGCACAAAAUGGGGGCAACUGUGGAGCCUGGUAUUUUUGGAUGCAAGACAAUGUGGGAAAUUAUUAUUUCUAUCUAUUUUGGUUGUUUUAACUUGCAAGACAACGACAACUAUAAACACAAUCUCUAAAUGCCAGAGUUACGGAAAGGCUCACUAGGAUUCAGUAAUGUUAAGACAAAGAUACACUGAGGCAUGCCCCAAAGUGUCUUAACCUCUGGAAGUCCCUCUGGCAGUCUCAGAGGGCCAUAAGUAAUUCCUCAGGCGACAGGGAGGGCUUCAUGAAGAUGAUCUCCCUGGCACAGAAGCCCCUCCUGUGAGGAUAUGGGCUCUCGUACAUCCUCCAUGUCUCCCACAGCUCUGACAGGCAAACACGCAGGGCUGUUAGAGGUAGGACUGACCAAACAUUCCCUGUUGUCUUUCUAGCUCCCCUCCCAGUGUUACAGUAACACUACCAGGGAGCUCUCAGGGCAGAAGGACACUACAGCAGUGCCUGGGAGGGGGACCCAGCAGCCAGUCUCUGUAGCAAGAUUGGUGAGAGCAAACUAAAGAACUAUUCAAACUAAAGAACUAUUAUGAAAAGCUCGUAACAACUCUCUUUCUCAUGAAAAAUGUGCGUUUUGACAGCUGCAGUCUGGAACAAAAGGGACCGAGGUGACUGCUGUGGGGUCGGGGCAAUGGCUGCAAAGCGAGGAAUGUGCAGCCGGGGCCAAGCCUCGUGGGGAUCACACCCCCCGCCGGGUCCUGCCCCGGCCAGCCUCGCAGGGAGGACAUCCCCUGGGGACACAUGUGCUGGCAGGAAGGUCACAGACCUCCCAUCCUGGUCCAUGACAGGAAGGACAGAGCCCAUAGCUCUGAAAUCAGUACGCGUUUGAGACACCAUUUAUAAUGUCUCCACACUUGCAAUCCCUAAGCAAUUUCAGCAGCUAGUACAUUUUACGUUAGUUCUAUUCUUUUGCAUAAUUAUACAAAGGAAAAAAAAAUGUCCUAUAAAAACUUAAAAUUUUGAAUACAGUUGUUGGAUGCACUUUGCAGCAGAUAUCACUAUCUUUCUUCCCUGACCCCAACCCUGCCACCAUUUCUAUUUUGCUUUAAAUGGACCUGUAAUUUCACAAUGGGAAUUCAGCUGGAACUAUUCUUUUUGUUAAAUAAACUUUACCCUUGUGCUGACUGCUCCA